This is a messenger RNA of Spirodela intermedia, 1251 nucleotides long. The record is from the annotation of a GenBank genome assembly. Lineage: Eukaryota; Viridiplantae; Streptophyta; Magnoliopsida; Alismatales; Araceae.
AUGGUGGAAGGUCAGGCCGCGGGACGGGGACGGAAGGCGUCUCUGAGGGCCGCCACGGCCAGGAGACUGGAUGCAGACCGUUUAGAGAUCAGGCUCCCUGAUUGCUACGUUCUCAGGCUCGUCGCCCGGUCGCUGCUGGCUCUUAUCUUCGUCUCCUUCCUCAUGCUCAACAUAAGCCCGCGAUCGGUCUACUCCACUGCUACAGCCAUGGCCGUCGCCACCAACGGGGUUUUAUCGCGACAAGUCGACGACGCCUUCUUCCUUCCAACGCUCUUCCGCGAUCUGAAACGCCGGGGCCUUUUCCACCCCGGGGAUCGGGCCAUGUUUCUCAGCCACCACGCCGGAUCUAGGCUCACACGCAUGGUACGGCAGAACAGGAUGGAGCUCGUCACUGGUUGCUUGGGCGGCGGCGCCGCCCGCGGAUGCCAGGGAAUAAUCCCCGACGGCACGCUGGACUUCGUCUUCUCCGGAAACGGCUUCCCCGACGCAGAACUCGUCGACCGCGCGCUGAAGGUUGGGGGAGUCGCCGUCGUCCGCCUGGGCUCGAAACAGGCCGUGCCCUACCGAAUGGCCUCCAAUUACAGGAUCGUCUACAUCAGGACGUUCGAUUCCACGUUGGUUGCCAUGAAGAAACUGGUCGAUAAGAGCCAGCCAACGGCGGUUCCCAGGCGGCGGCGGCUCCUUGCGUUGCCGGAGGCGAGGAAGGAAGCCCUGAACAUGCUGGAAGACGUCCUGCUCGAGCCUCCCCAGCAUUCCCUCUCCGGGAGAAAAUCUUUGGAAUCGUACCUCAAGAGGCUGAGAUUCCUCCCAGACCUCACCGGCGACGACCUCCACAGCUACCCAAGGCGGAUCUUCAUCGAGGUCGUCACCAAAUCGAGCACCACCGGCGGCAGCGGCGGCGACCGCAGCGCAGCCAGGUGGUUCUCCCAUCACUACCCCACCAGGAAACUCCCCUUCGAGAUCCUCCGGCUGGAGCUUGAGGAAGAAACGCCGUCGGCGAGCGAGGAGCUCUCGGAGUGGCUGAGGAGCAACCUCAGAGAGGAGGAGUACGUCGUCAUGAAGGCCGAGGCCGGCGCCGUGGAGGCGAUGAUCAGGAGCGGUGCCACCAGCCUGGUCGACGAGCUCUUCCUCGAGUGCGACGACGGUUGGGGAAACACCGGCCGUCUCCGGCGGCCCUACUGGGAGUACCUCUCUCUCUACGGCAAGCUCCGCGACGCCGGCGUCGCCGUCCACCAAUGGUGGUGGAGCUGA